AGCUCCAUAGCAGCUGGGUCCAAGAUGGCGGCAGCCGAGGAAGCGGCAGCGAUGCGGGCUGAUGGAGGCACAAAGCCGCUGUUUGCAGGCCUUGCAGAUGUGUCAAUAUCGGAAGAUAUUCCAGUAGAAGGAGAAAUCACAGUUCCUGUGGGAUCUCGUUCCCCAGAUGAAGACAACUCCACCCUGGAUGAGCCGGUUAAGGACACAAUUAUGCGGGACCUGAAAGCAGUUGGGAAGAAAUUCGUCCAUGUCAUGUAUCCCAAAAAGAGCAGUGCCCUCCUGAGAGACUGGGAUUUAUGGGGUCCUCUAGUCCUGUGUGUUUUACUUGCCCUAAUGCUUCAGGGAGGAGCAGCAAAUAGCACGGAAGACAGAGGUCCCCAGUUUGCAGAGGUCUUUGUCAUCAUUUGGUUUGGAGCCGUUGUCAUCACACUGAAUUCCAAGCUGCUUGGAGGGACCAUAUCCUUUUUUCAGAGCCUCUGUGUCCUGGGUUACUGCAUCCUCCCCUUGACGGUGGCUCUCCUGGUCUGCAGGCUUGUCCUGCUAGCAAGCUCUGAUACUCCUGGCUUCAUUGUGCGUCUCUUAGUCGUGGUGGCCAUGUUUGCCUGGUCGACGCUAGCAUCCACCGCUUUCCUGGCAGACAGCCAGCCCCCAAAUCGCAAAGCCCUCGCAGUCUACCCCAUCUUCCUCUUCUAUUUCGUCAUCAGCUGGAUGAUCCUCACCUUUGCCCCAUAGUGACACAAAAUCAGUGGAGACCUCAAGGAUGAAUGAAGGUGGCUUCUGUCUCUGUUAAGCCUCUCAGUUGCUGGCUUUCCCCAACAUUGCCCUCUAAUUUAUCUACCUGUAUUUAUGCUGUGUGUUGGACAAAGGCAGGACUGGUCCCCAGGAGUGUGCUGAAGGUCCCUUUUGUGUUUCUGAUUCCUCUGAGAAUGCAACUGAUGUCUGUCUGCUCUUGUAAAUACUGUACCCACGAGGGGGCAGUGUUGCCCUUCCUGAAGAAUACUGCUGAUGCAUAAGAAAGUAGAAAUCCUGUCUUGAUCCAUCAAAGCUGUUGAUAAAGGCAGAUAGCAAAAUAUACCCAACCUUAACCAGCUUAUCAGAACACUUGGCGCUUUGUCUUCUGUACAUCAGGACAUUUUCAAAUGUGUGUUAUCUGUUGAUGGGAGAAUGCUCGGAGAAUGUGCCCUUGAAGUUAUACAAAGUGAUGCAAUAGUUUAUGCCAACCAUGACACACCUUGUUGCCUCCAGAGACUAUAGGACUACAACUCCCAUCAUCCCCUACCGGCACAGGCAUGCUCACCAGGACUGAUGGAUAUUGUAGUCCAGCAACAUCUGGAGGAUGUUAGUUUAGCAAAGGCUUAUUUUUGUGGUCUUUAGCAUGUCCACGAUAGAUUUGCUGCCGCCGCCCCUAAUUCUUUGUGGAGAUGUGAUGCAAGGUUAGUGGUUCCUUCCGUACAGGGAAUUAUCUCUCUUGAAAUGCAAAUGUAUUUUGGAGUGACUUCUGAAAAGAAUGCUUGAGUUAUGCUGUCUAUAGGUUACAUUGUGUUGUGAGUACCUUGUGUUACUUGCAACUUAUUGGGCAGAUUAUACUUUUUCUAACUGCAAAAGAAAACCCACUAUUGCCCUUCCAACAGAACUCAAAUUAACUGUUACAAAUCUUGUGGACAAAGGAAAGAAAAAAUAAGCAAAUAAUCUCAGUAUGAUUCCCCCUCCCUCCCUCCCUCCCUCCCUCCCUCCCUCCC
Messenger RNA from Zootoca vivipara (common lizard), 1739 nucleotides. It is a transcript of the gene YIPF6, whose product is annotated as Yip1 domain family member 6. NCBI's taxonomy places the organism in Eukaryota, Metazoa, Chordata, Lepidosauria, Squamata, Lacertidae. Gene Ontology annotation, biological process: endoplasmic reticulum to Golgi vesicle-mediated transport. The record is from RefSeq and is a predicted model, not a curated record. Gene Ontology annotation, cellular component: trans-Golgi network; membrane.